Periconia digitata is the source of this 4394-nucleotide messenger RNA. NCBI's taxonomy places the organism in Eukaryota, Fungi, Ascomycota, Dothideomycetes, Pleosporales, Periconiaceae. The record is from the annotation of a GenBank genome assembly.
ACCCCGAUGUCCUUUAUUUUCUGCUCUCAUAUAUGCGAGAUAGCCUAUGAGAAUCGUUUGGCGGUCUCCCUUGCUAUGAUGAUCCGACGCAUGCCCUGAGAAACUACUGCCUUUACAAUCUCCUCUCACGUCGCACCCCCACUUAGGGAAAUAAAGGAUAUUCUUUGUCUCUUGACUCUACUUGCGCUGCGCAGUUGUUGCUCAGUACUUUUUUAAAAAUGGCACCCACACGUCUGGACAUCAACCAGUACACCAUCGCCUGGGUAUGCGCACUUCCCAUUGAGCUCUCGGCCGCCCGGAUGAUGCUUGAAGGAGACGAGCACGAUACGCCCACGCUGGCCGCCGACGAGAACGUAUACAGCUUCGGUACAAUCGGCGGCCACAACAUCGUCAUCGCAUGUCUCCCAGACAAAGACACAGGCACUGUAUCCAUGGCAAGCUUAGUGGCCCAUCUCAUGCGCACUUUCACCAAAAUACGCUGCGGAGUUUUGGUAGGAAUAGGUGGAGGGGUCCCAAGAAUCGACAGGACAGCCCUCAGAAUACAUGUCGAUGGCCCUGAUAUACGCCUGGGCGAUGUAGUCAUUGGGCAACCAGAUCGUACGAACAGACAUGGAGGAGUAGUGCAAUACGGCUUUGGCAAGGAUCAUUCCGAUGGGUUUCAGAUUACUGGCCACUUGAAUGAGGUUCCGAAAAAACUACAAGCAGCCAUUAGCAAGUUCCGAUCCAAUAUCGAAGACUUAAAGCGGUCGGACUUCCACGAGCAUAUAAAGAAAGUCGUGAAUCCCAGCUUCGAGCGGCCAAAAGAUGCAACGGAUAUACUGGAGGUUGUGAAAUGCCAGAAGCAUUUAUACAGCAGCGAAGACCCUGCAUGCCGUGACUGUAAAGUAUUUGAGAUUAUUGAGAGAGAGGAACGCGCGGACCUGGCGCAACAGUCCGCCCUACAUUACGGAACUAUCGCUUCCGGGACCUACGUUGUUAGAAACGGUAGGGAACGGGAUCGCUUGAGCGAGACGUUUGGAGGGGUUGCUUGUAUCGAGAUGGAAGCCGCUGGGCUCAUGAACCAGUUUCCAUGUCUAGUCAUCCGGGGAAUAUCCGACUACGCAGAUCACCAUAAGAACGACGUAUGGCAAAGAUACGCAGCGCUCGCUGCGGCAGCGUGUACCAAGGAAUUUCUGCACGUAUUGUCGCCAGCCACCGUUGACAUGACACCGACGGCUGCUGUGUACGCGGGCUAUGUUGUCUAUCAAUCAAACUCCGUGCGCGUGGGCCCCAGACGCCCUCGUCACACUGAAUACAUCGAUCGAAGUGAGAUCACCGAUGACAUCAGACGUGAAUUCGACUUGGUUGAGCCGGCCUCAAACCCAGUUCCGUUGCGGUAUCUGUUGUAUGGGCUUGCAGGUCGAGGGAAAAGCCAGAUAUGUAUAGAUUACUAUAUCCGAUAUCACACAGAAUAUCAGCAUAGUAUUUGGAUUGAUGCAAGCACCAAAGAAAAAUUGAGAGAGUGUUUCGUACAGGCUGGUGAACAAGCGCAGCCCCGUCAAGCAAAAAAGAUGACACCCGAAGACGUUGUAAACUGGCUUUCCAACACGUCCAAGGACCCAUGGCUGCUCAUCUUCGACGACGUUCAAGCCGGGGAAGACUAUAAACUCGAGAACUACAUGCCAGCAAACGGGAACGGGAGAAUUCUUGUGACAUCUAAAAAGGGCAGCAUUGGUGAUUACCACUGUCAACGAAAACUUACCCCAAUGAGCGAAGUGGAUGCACUCAAGCUACUUACCAACAUUGUAAAAGAUAAAGUUUUACUCCACGAUGAUCCAGAAGAGGUAAAAGCCGCCAGGAAAAUUCUACAAAAGGCCGAUUAUUCUCCAUUGGCUAUUUCCCUAACGGCAAACACUGUCACGGCAACACAGACAAAACUGUCCAAGUACCUUGAGAUCUGGGACGACCAACUGGACGCAAACAAGGAAAACGACAGCAAUGAUCGUAACCUCUACACCGCCAUCCAAGCCUCUUACAACCAGUUUAGGCGCGAUACCGGUCAACGCACCGAACAAGCCGACCAACUCCUCCGCUUCUUUGCCAUUCUGGAUACGGCGCUGCUAUCCGAAGAAACAUUUUACCGAACAUGGAAUGCGCUCGUCGCUGCAAGAGGUACCAUCCCGUCUAUCGUGCUCGAGAAAUUAGUCCCCUGGAUAUUCAUCACAAAGUCGGCGGAAAAGUCAAUGGCCUAUUUCACGCAGUCAAUGCGAGAGACGUUCAGCUUACUCGAAUCCUUUUCGUUUGUCGAGCGAGUUUCUGAUGCAAACGAAGAACAUCGUCGCUACCACAUGCACGGUUCCAUCCGCGCCUGGUUGAAUAGCUUUUAUAUGACAAAAGAGAAUCGUUUCUACGAGGGCACAUUGGAUGUGGUAGCGAGUACAUUGGCUACAUCAAUUGGCGAGCGACCACCGCGUUCGUAUAGGAAACUAGUCAUUCCGUAUAUCCAAGGUCUUUUUGGAGCCUUUGAUGAUUUUCAUCGUAAACACGCUUUGAGAAAGCUGUUGAAGAUACAGCCGUUUGACUCCAGGGCCCGGUUCGAGGCGGCAUUUCGAUUUUCGGAUACGUACUCUGUGUGUGGGUAUUUCAGCGCCACGCUUUCGAUACGCGAAGAGAUGUAUAAUCAGCUCAUGAGCGAUCAAAUCAAGGUUGAUGUUGCGGAUAAGCCUAUUUUGUCGUUGGUGACAUCACUUCUAGCGGAAAGUCAUGCUGAUCUGGGGAAUGAAGAAAAGUCGCUAGAGCUUCGGAAACAAGCACUCGAGCAACAGAAGCAGAUGGGAUCUGGACCGGAAAAUCGUAUAAAGGUCAUCGCAAUUAUGUCAGAUCUAGCACAUAGCUACAGCCGGUCUGGUCGCAUUCAAGAUGUACGAGAAGCGUACAGCCUCCGCGAACAAGUCCACAAAGAGCUAGGCUCGCUCGUGGAAAGCAGCAACGGAAAGAACCCUCCGCAUCAAGAGUUUCUCAUGGCCAAGUCCGCGUUGGCGACCAGCCUUCAUCAAUUGAAACGAUACGCAGAGGCAAUACCGCUACUCAUAGACAGCAUCUCCGGACUCACGCAAAUGCUAGAGACGUCUGAUCCGUGCGACUUGGCCGAAAACCUCCCUCAUAAAAUCCUCAUCGCGCGUGCGGAGCUCGCAAAAGUAUACAGCGAGACAGGUCGGCUGAGAGAUGCGCUUGACGAGCGCGAACACAUCCUUUUGGUCCGAAAACAGCACAACAACGACUUCUCGCCACUACCAUCAUCACCCUUACAACGUGUAUCUUCACCCUCCACUAACACCACAUCAAACAAUCCGAGCAAUUCCAACUUUGCAAAACCCCUCCUGGACCACGACACCCUAGUCGCCAUGGAAGACCUCGCAGAAAGCCACUCCACCUUCAACGCCAUCACCACAGCACUAGCUCUUCGCAAACAAGUCUUGCAAGGCUUCCAAGAUCUGGGCGCCCUCGUAUCCACCGAACACCCAGGCACAAACCACGCCCGGUACAAUCUCGCGCGGAGCUACUACGAAGUUGCACAAGCCGCCUUCAGCAAAGUUUCGUUCAUCAACGAUGACCGCGAUAGCAAUAGCGUCGCGGCAGCAGCAUCAGCAAAGGAGAAUGUGACGCGGGCCGUCAACAUACAUCGCUACGUUUUGAAAAAGGCGCAUCCAAGGGAGAUGGAACAAGGCGAUAGCAGCGAUAUUCUCAGUUUCAAAGAUGCGUUUGUGAGAAGUUUAUGCUUACAAGCUAAGAUCCAAGUCGCCUCCUCGCAUGGGCGCAGGCAGCUAGACAAACAGAACUGGUCUCGCUGCAGCGCCGAGGGCACAAAGAGCUACAAGUUAGCCAUACAGUGUCGCGAGGAAAUUGCAUCGGCGAUUCGUCGUUCGAAGAGGUGGGACGACGCGGAGAGAGCGUUGCGGAGUCUAAGCGCCACCAACGAACUCGCAAUGUGUCACUGGGAAUUCGGCGAGUACGAAGAAGCCAAAACUAUUAACCAGAACGUGGUAAAGCAACAGAUGGAGUUGAACCCACGACACGAGAAUUAUGUGCAUUUUUUGAGGGACGGCGGGAUGAUUUAUCAUAAACUUAAGAGUUUGGAUAAAGCGGUUGCGUUGCUGGAAGAGGCGUAUGGACUUGCCGUCGAUGUGCUUGGGGGAUGCGAUUUGACUACGCUGGAUAUCCUGGAUCAGCUGGCUAGGACGACGAGGAAGUGGAGAUUGACGCUGUCUGAAAAGUGGUUUUUCAAGUUGUGGGAGGGUCAACGCAAGGUUUGGGGUGAGGAGUCGGAGACUACGCGGAAUACGCGGAGGAGACUUGAUACUGUAGUGGCAGAGCGGUUUGUGGCAGAGCGGGCUGUGGCAUUGGCUCGGCGUUGA